GAUGCCCUAUCUGAAGAAGGGGAGGCCAUGGAUGCCACCAACGCCGAGGAAGAGAGUAUGAUGGCCGCAAUGGGGCUCGCAGGUUUUGGCACUACGAAGGGCAAGCACGUCGAGGGAAAUCAAGAAGGCUUCGUCGACAUCAAGAAGAUCAGGACAUGGCGUCAGUACAUGAAUCGGUAA
Molecule: messenger RNA, 180 nt
Organism: Suillus subalutaceus
Lineage: Eukaryota; Fungi; Basidiomycota; Agaricomycetes; Boletales; Suillaceae
Exons: 2
Biological process (GO): RNA splicing
Cellular component (GO): precatalytic spliceosome
Source: RefSeq, a predicted model, not a curated record